Molecule: messenger RNA, 2747 nt
Organism: Vitrella brassicaformis
Lineage: Eukaryota; Vitrellaceae
Source: the annotation of a GenBank genome assembly
GACCACAGACUAUCGUGGCCUCUGUGCCUUUCAUCACCAAGUCGUGCGACCAACAACGAGCAGCAUCAUUCACAAUGUCCACACACACCGACCACGUCGACACACACCCCUCAUGUAGGAGCAGACGGAUGUGCAGCGGGACGCGGUUUGUGCAGGGCCGAGUAGGGAAUGGUGUUUGAUCGGGUGGCGAGAGAGGCAAUAAGGGUGGCAGACAACGAACGUUGAUGUGGAAUGAAUGCAUCCCCAUGAUAGAUACAGUCGGCAGGUCCGUACUCACACACCCACACACGAGUACAAACUUCCCCUCCACGGCAGGCAGGUUAGGCAGGCAGACAGACAGGGAGCUGGAUACACACACGCCUCCCACUGUCCACACACACACAGACUCACAGACUCGUAGCUAACUUGCAGCCGCCAGUGAGUGUAUCCGCACACCCACAUAGCCGCAGCAGCCUGGGAGGACGGGCAGAAGUAGAUAGAGAGAUACACAGACAGCACACCAUAGACAGACAAGGAAGGAGCCAGUGAGUGAGCAGAUCGCCUAGCUACAUGGACGGACAAGUACAAGUAGGUAGGUAUCCAAGUUUGUUUGUUUGUGUCGAUCGACAACAGAAAAACGCGGCAAUUAAUGCGGCCCAUUCAGCGCAAUGCCUGCCGACUUAUCAAUACAUACAUACAUAGUACUAACGGAUCACUUUCCCCACCCUGUCUGUCUGUCUGUCUGUCUGCCAGUGCGGUCACUGGAUAGCUACAUAGACCACCCUCCCUCCAUCCCGAUUGAAUUGGUCGCUCCGGCCAUCCAUCCAUCCAUCCAUCCAUCCGUCCGUCCGUCACGCCGCCCCCAAUUGCAUUGCAGCCAACAGGCAUCCGUACGUAUACACAGUCAGUCAGUCAGUCGUUAGAUAUCCAUGUGCAUGUCAUGUAUAUACACAGCAAACACCCCUCCCUCCCUCCCCUGUCUCAUUAACCAGCCAACCAACCAGCCAGCACCUUCCUAGUGUCCAUCGCUCGGUCAACCGAAGGCAGGUCAUUCAUUCCUCCCUCCCCGGGCCGCCGUGUGGGCUGAUGCCCCCCUCCCCCCUGUGGUGUGCGAUCAGCAUCUGUGUGUCUUCGUCGCUGGAGCCCCCCGGCUCCUCGUCGUUGGCCAAAGGGGAGCCCGCCUCGGUCGAGACGUUGCUGUGGUCCCUCUCCGUCAGCUCACGCGCCUCCUUGUGGGCGCCGUCCUUGUUGACAAGUUUGUUCUGUUGGUGGGGUGAUUUGCUCUGUUUGGGCUCGGAGGCUGCUUGGAGCUUUAGAUGGGUGUACCAGAAAAUGCCGAUCAGAGUCAUUAUCACGCCCUGCACUCAUUCAAUUCAUUGUCCCCCCCCAGGACACACACACACACACACACACAGAGAGAGAGAGUGCCUAUGGCUGUGGUGCGUGCGGACGAGCUCGCGAGGGAUUGGUGGCUUACCGUGAUGUUUUUCCAAGUGGCCUCUUGGCCGAAAACGAGGUAUCCGGUGAGGAGGAUGCAGGUGAGCUUGCCGUGGCCCAGGACGUUGUAGGAGAUGGGAGACGUCUUGCCGAUGACCAGAAAGAUCGACAGAUUCACCAGGAAGGCCAACGCCGCUGACAGACAGACACACAGACAGACAGACAGAUCCACGACCGCCGGCCGCCUCAUGUCAUGUCAUGUCAUGCCUAUGUAUGUCGUGACUGACAGGCCGGCCGGGUGGGUACCGACUUACCUGAAGUGAGUAUCCAGAAUGUGACCCACGGGGUGAAGUCGAAGAGGAGCAGCCCCGGGUUGCCGUCUUUGUCGGUGACAAGCGGCUCCAUGAAGGGCACCAGGCAGCACAGCAUCACACCCGACACGGCCGACUGGUAGUACAGCAGCUGCGGAGAUGUGCACUGCAGAGACUCCUGCAUGGGGCACGCCACGCACCAGCCAACCACACACACAUACACACACACACACACACAUCUCUUAGCACGUCGCACAGUGCAAUCAAGCUCCUGUGCACCCUCGCGCACCUGUUCCUUCUUGACCCAUAUCUGGUAGAGCGAUGUUGAAAUGAUGCCUGCCCCGCCGAAGACGAGGCCCCAGAAGUUGACCUCGAUGGACGUGACAGUGGCCAGCGCCACCCCCACGCACACAGGCACUAGCGAUAUGAUCUGCCAAAAGGGCAACACCUGACGGAACAAGGCACACACAAGCCAAGAGUGUUCCAUUCCAUCUCCCUGGGUGUGGUCUGUGUGUGGCAGGCACCCUACACCGACCUGCUUGUAUAGCGUAUGUUGCAGGACGAUGAUCGUUGGUGUGGUGAGCACCUUGAGCAGCUGGUAGAUGCCCACGGCGUUGUACUGCAGGCUUAGGUUGUUGAACACCACAAAGCCGCAGAAGGCCAGGCUGAUGGGCACCACCGAGAUGAUGGAGAGCGCCUUCUUGUCAAAGAGGCCGUAUCGGCUGCCGAUCUCCAGGCCGACGAACGUGAAGGUGAAGUGCAACGUGGUGAGGCUGACGGUGAAAUUGAAGCCCGCGUUGAAGGCUAUCUUGUUCGCCCAGAUGAUCAGCACCGACGUCGUGAAGUUGAGAGCCAUGUAAAAGGGGAUCAGCCACCGGGGAGCCUCCGUCAUGGCGGCGACAGGGACCAGCAAGAGUCACCAGACUAGAGAAGCAGAAACCAAACCCGGCAAAACAGGCAGGAAACACCGACCAGGCAGGCAGGCAGACAGACGCUCAGCAAAGGCCGCCUGACGAAGGC